Molecule: messenger RNA, 2895 nt
Organism: Encephalitozoon romaleae SJ-2008
Lineage: Eukaryota; Fungi; Microsporidia; Unikaryonidae
Product: nuclear pore complex protein Nup155
Exons: 1
Coding region: 1-2895 (964 amino acids)
Biological process (GO): transcription-dependent tethering of RNA polymerase II gene DNA at nuclear periphery; protein localization to nuclear inner membrane; protein import into nucleus
Cellular component (GO): nuclear pore; nuclear pore inner ring
Molecular function (GO): structural constituent of nuclear pore
Source: RefSeq, a predicted model, not a curated record
AUGGCUGGAGUCAAGUACAUGAUCAAAAAAAUAAUGGAAGAUGCUAGGUGCAGUCUUAUGUCCCAAUGGCCUCUUAAUUUGCUUUGGGGUAGAAAGCCCUUAAAAAUGGAGACAAAGCAUCCAAGCCUUAUCGAGGCAAGAAGGUAUGAAGAACGCAAGCUUCCUUCCAUAAGAGACAUUUAUACAGGAUCCGACCAGACGUAUGCAGUUCAGAAGAUGAUGGUGAAAAGAAGAGAAAUAGGUAUCCCGAAAAUUGAGUACAAGAGAUGUGGCAUACUACCUGUCAUGAGUGCGCUAUGGUUUACGAAUGGCAAGAACCUUGUGAUCUGGAGGUAUGAAAGUAAUGAAGAGGAGGAGAUAGGGACAUUUUCAUCUGAAGUACUGGAGGUAAUAAUAUUUACUCCCAAGGCCGGGAUUUUCAACGAGAGAAUAUCGCACUGUUUAUUUAUUGCAACUGAGAAGCAGGUGAUGAUCUACGGGAUUGAGAAGGACACCCUUUGCUUGGUUAAUACCGAUUUCGUGGCGUCUUCUCCAAGCUGUGUGAGAUGUGCUGAGGCCUCAAAUGGAGAUGUAUUUAUAGGGUGUGAGAAUGGAAAGGUGUAUCAGAUUGUCUACAAGAGCGUUGACUCCUGGUCUUUCAAGAUUAUGCAUGCUUAUGACCCGAGCUCGUCGAUUCUAUCAAGCCUAGUUCCAUCUGUUCUGAAACGGAAGAGGUCGGCAGUUAGAGCUCUGAGCUUAGGAAAAAGGUUUAUGGUCUGCCUCGACAGAAAUGCCAUUAUAUACAACAUUGAGGGAGGAAUGUACAAGGUAACAGAGGUUGUGUUGUGCAGGGAGUAUGCUGAUGUACAGAUAGUCGAUGAAAUGGAGGAUUCAGUGUUUUUCUAUCUAAUACAAAGGGAUGGGUCAAGGGACUUCUAUGAAAAUUCUAGACUUGUGAUGACAAAGAGAUCUCCAAACAUUGGGGAUAUGACUGAGAUCAAGGAAAUGAAGGUGCAUACAUCAAAUAGAAGGCUUUGCAUGGCGCGGAAUGGGCGAUAUGAUGGAAGCAUUGUAACAGUGAUCUCUUUGAACGAAGACCAGAUUUACAACUUCGAUAAGCUAAAGAGCUCUGAGAGCUAUGAGGUUGUUGUUAUGAAAAGUGAUAUAGAGCUUAUUGGGAUUGAUGGCAGGACUAUUCUCUUCCUGGGAAAUAAAAGGAUCUUUAUAUAUGAGAUCCAGACUAUUGAGAAGUUCCUUUUGAAUUGUAGGUCUGAGGAGAUCUUUAGUAUGUACAAGAGCUAUGGAGAAAGGGAGAUGCUGGUGAUAUACUACGAGCUCCUUGCAAGUAAUGAGGAUGUGGGAAGGCUGGAGUAUCUUUGCUUGAAGAAUGAAGAUUCUCAGGCUUCUGCAUUAUUCCUAUAUCUAUACAGAUUGAUAAGACCUAUUUUAAGCAUUCCAUUUGAGGAUAUUCUGAACGGAGAGAGGAACAUAUAUCUUGAGAGGAUCCAGAGCAAGAUGAAGAACAUAAGAGGAAAGAUCAAGGCCAGACAUCUGAAAGAAGGAUAUGACUUUAUAGAUGAGUUUCUGCAGACAUGCUUCUAUAUGAAUGUGCUGUAUGAAUACUCUGUGAAUCUAGAGGGAAGAUCAUUGGAAUAUGUUCUUCUCGAAGACAGUGAGGAAUUCAAGAAAAGGACUCUUAAGUCAAUCCUUGAGAUGUUCAAGGUAAACCAGAGUGUUGAGCCUCUCAUAAAGACACUCAGCGCCCGAUGUCCUUUGUUCCUUCCCAUGGAGGAGGUUUACUAUCAAAGAGGGCUUGAGAUGUUGAACAAGAGACCUUCAAGGGAGGUGCUAUUUGAGUCGCUGAACAACCUUAAGAAUGUUCAGUACAACGAGGGACUCAUUGCAAAAUACAACGAGUUUGGAUUCUAUUAUGGAAGUACAACGCUUAUCAGAGAGAACUUCAAUUUCGACUUUGAAUAUGGAGUUGAGAUUCUGAAGAAGAGUAUUAGAUGUGCUGGCGCACUGAACCUUGCAUUGGAGGAUCCAAGAGAGGAUUUCCUAUACGCACUGUUUGAAGCAUUGAUCGAUAUUUUGAAGGAGAAUGAGUUUGGAAAGGAGUGUAGCUGCUGCGAUAAACCUGGAGCUAUGGUUCUCAAUGAUAUAGUUAAGAUAUCUGUGCCGUUUCUUGAAAGGUUUCUAAAAGAAAAGGCUAUGUCAUCGAGUGAUCCCAGGAUAUUUGAACUUCACUGGAAGUACUGUGUCUACAGAAAUGAUAAGAUGAAGGGAACACAAUCUCUGUUGGAGUUGGCUGAUAACAAACCUGUACCUUUGGAAACAAAGAUCGAUCUUCUGAGAACAGCCUUGAGCGUGUCGGUCAAUACGCCUUUGUUCAACGAGGUCAAACUCCGAUUAGAGCUUGCAGAUAUACAAGUCGAUAUUUUGAAGAGAGGCCGGAUUGAUCCAACAAUAAGCAACAAUCUCUUAUCUGCAGACGAGCUAUUCAAUGAUUAUGCGUACAAGUAUCCUGAGUUGGCUCUUAAGAUCAUUGGAAUAUCUAGCUAUACAGACAAGGCUGUGAUAAGGGAGUUAUGGGAGGAGGGGAUGAGCGGAGACUUUGAUUCAGCAGUAGGAUUUCUGGGGACUGUUAAGGCUUCUGGGCCUGCAAUGGACUGUAACAUAGUUGGGGACAUUCUAUGCUCCAAAAUGACCAAGGGAAAGAGGCUGGGAAAAGCACUGGCAAACGCUGGGUUCAGCUACCUUGAAGUUAUAAGUUUCCUAGAGGAGAAGAUCAAAGGGGAAGACUAUAAUCAUCCUGAGAUGAAGAAGAUGCUCUUAAACGACCUCAAAGAGUUUUCCAAUAACAAUGAGUUCUAUCUCAAGAUUGAAGAAUAUUGCCGGAAGAAGUAUGGAAUCUAG